Messenger RNA from Oppiella nova, 372 nucleotides. Lineage: Eukaryota; Metazoa; Arthropoda; Arachnida; Sarcoptiformes; Oppiidae. The record is from the annotation of a GenBank genome assembly.
AUGCUACCCAAACUCUUCGGACCUCUGCGAGAAAGAUACGCGAACCGACCUGGUGGAUACACACGUGUGUUGCGCAUGGAGCCUGUGCGAGAAGAUCAGGCACCUUCUGCAAUUCUAGAGCUGGUCGAUGGACCUAAAGACAUGCGCUUUGCGCUCACGGCCAGAACGGUCGCUCAUCUACGAGAGAAGGGACAUGCGAUCAACGACAUGACCGCGGCGAAUAUACAGAAGGUCACGAGGUACAGGCCGAAUGCCGAGCAAGAUCUGGAAAAUAUGAUAGGCAAAUUCGAGACGCUGGCUGCGGACGGCGACUAUGGCGUGGAAGAGGUGGUGAAGAAGAGGGUCUAUCCUGAUUUGCCAGAUAGUCGAUGA